AAGUGAACCGGAAGUUGUCAUUGGUUAAUGGUAGCUAGCAGCUCGAUGACACACAUCAGAACAUCGGACUUGAUUAUUUAUUAUUGGUGCUUCAUCGACUAGUUCACAGUCAAGCGGAGCAAUCUGACCCUAGAUCGAGGAGGAUGUGUGAGGAACAGACGGUGUCUCUGGUUGAUGUUCUGGAGGAAGACGAGGAGCUAGAGGAAGAAGCUUCAGCUGUGCUGGCAGGAAGUGACUCUGACCACUGCUCCUAUCCUCAGGGCUAUGUGAAGCGGCAAGCUCUGUAUGCCUGUAACACCUGCACGCCAAAGGGCAGCGAGGCGGCCGGCAUCUGUUUGGCGUGCUCCUACAAAUGUCACGAAGGUCAUGACCUCUUUGAACUGUACACUAAGAGGAACUUCCGCUGUGACUGUGGAAACGGGAAGUUCUCGGAGCUGCAGUGUAAACUCCAUCCGGACAAAGAUGAGGUAAACAGUCUGAAUAAAUACAGUCAGAAUUUCUUUGGAGUUUACUGCACCUGCGGCCGACCGUACCCAGACCCAGAGGAUCAGCACUUCCUGUGUGUCUAUGUUUGUGUGUGUGAUGCACUUCCUGUUUUAGUACCGGGGGGAGCAGCGGAGGUGAAGGAGGAAACGGCAAAAGAGCCCACCAUUCCCAUCAAAGAAGAAGAGGUUGAUGAUGCCAUUGAGCCCAGUUGCAAGCGGAGCCGUGAGGAAGUGGAGCCGAGAUGCAGACUGAAGGAGCUGCAGGUAAUUGGUCAGAAAAGAGUCCAAUCAGGAGCUGUGUUCUGGCCUUCACCGUGGCGUUCCAAACUCUGCUCCUGCAGAAUGUGCCAGCUGCGCCUGCUUGAAGCUGGUCUGUCCUUCCUGUUGGACGAGUCAGACACAGUCCUCGCCUACGAAAACAAAGGAAAGAACAGUGAGCAGAGACGACAGGAAGAUGACCCUCUGAUGUCAGCGCUCGACAACCUGAACCACGUGCAGCAGCUCGAGAUCAUCCAUGGUACUGAUACUUCUACUACUAAUACUACACACGCGAAGUUGUAAUAAUUUCUAAGGUCAUGGUAAAAAAAGAAGUGUGAGAAA
Neolamprologus brichardi is the source of this 1085-nucleotide messenger RNA. The record is from RefSeq and is a predicted model, not a curated record. NCBI's taxonomy places the organism in Eukaryota, Metazoa, Chordata, Actinopteri, Cichliformes, Cichlidae.